Amaranthus tricolor (Joseph's coat) is the source of this 1052-nucleotide messenger RNA. RefSeq names its product strigolactone esterase D14. Lineage: Eukaryota; Viridiplantae; Streptophyta; Magnoliopsida; Caryophyllales; Amaranthaceae. The coding region runs from base 73 to 897 and encodes 274 amino acids. The transcript has 2 exons. The record is from RefSeq and is a predicted model, not a curated record.
AAACCUCUUUUCCUACCUCAACUCAAUACACAUCACCUUCCUUUUUCUCUUCAUUUCUUACUAUCUUUAAAGAUGGUGAUGCUCAAGGGUCUUUCAGCUUCCAUGAACACAAAAAUCUCCGGUACCGGAGAUGAAAUCAUAGUUCUAGCACAUGGUUUUGGUGCAGAUCAAUCCCUUUGGGAAAACAUUGUUGCACCAUUAGAAGAAAAGCACCAAGUUCUAGUGUUUGAUUGGAGUUUCUCUGGUGCUUUUAAUGAUGAAGUUCAAAGUAACCAUAGUUUUGAUGCCUUAAAGUAUGAUUCUCUUCAUGCCUUUUCUGAUGAUUUGUUGAGUUUGAUUGAUGAAAUGAACAUAAAAUCAUGUGUUUUUGUUGGUCAUUCUAUGUCUGCUAUGAUUGGUUGCAUUGCUUCUAUUAAGAGACCUCACCUCUUUAAGAAGCUUGUUCUUAUUGGAGCAUCUCCCAAGUACAUAAAUACAGAAGAGUAUGAAGGAGGAUUUGAUGCAACUCAAAUCGAGCAACUCAUAGAAACCAUAGAAACAAAUUUCCUUAUUUGGGCAACAGCCUUUGCUCCAAUAGCAGUAGGAGGAAAAGACCCUCUUAUAAUUGAGAAAUUUGAGACAAGCUUAAAGAGGAUGAGACCAGAAAUUGGUCUUGCUGUUGCUAAGAUCAUCUUUUAUGGAGAUUAUCGCGACAUUCUGGAAAAGGUUGAAACAAAAUGCACCAUCAUCAACACAACCAAUGACCCUAUAGUUCCCUCAUCUGUGCCUUACUUCAUGCAGAAGAAGAUGAUAAAUGCUAAGUCUAGAGUUGAACUUAUCAAUGUAGAUGGCCAUUUCCCUCAUUUGACUGCUCAUCAUGAACUUCUUAAUGUGCUUAGUAGGGUGUUGGAUUCUUGAACAUGGAGGAAUACCCUCUAUAUAUGUGUUUGUGUAUGGUACUUUGAUCUAUCGUAUGAGCAAUUUCUACUUACAUUAGUGGGAAACUUAAUUGGGUUUGUAAUAUAAGAGCAUCUAAGUUUGUUGGGAAUGUGAAAAUUUUUUCUGUUGGAAUA